GCGGUGCUGGGAGCUGGUGGUAUCGUACGCUCGUUAUUUAUCCCCCCCCUUUCCCCUCCACCUCGCUCUGAAAUGACCGUGAAAGCAGCCGAGGCGUCUGGUCCUACCUUGACCUACUCGAAGAUGAGGGGGAUGGUGGCCAUCCUCAUCGCUUUCAUGAAGCAGAGAAGGAUGGGGCUAAACGACUUCAUUCAGAAGAUCGCCACCAACUCCUACGCAUGCAAGCACCCUGAAGUUCAGUCUAUCUUGAAAAUCUCCCAGCCUCAAGAGCCUGAACUUAUGAAUGCGAAUCCUUCUCCUCCGCCCAGUCCUUCACAGCAGAUCAAUCUUGGUCCAUCAUCCAACCCACAUGCCAAACCAUCAGACUUUCAUUUCUUAAAAGUGAUUGGAAAAGGCAGUUUUGGGAAGGUUCUCCUUGCACGGCAUAAGGCAGAAGAGCAGUUCUAUGCUGUUAAAGUCCUGCAGAAAAAAGCAAUCCUGAAGAAGAAGGAGGAGAAGCACAUUAUGUCAGAGCGCAAUGUCCUGCUGAAAAAUGUGAAACACCCCUUCCUGGUUGGGCUUCACUUUUCCUUCCAAACUGCAGACAAAUUGUAUUUUGUCCUAGACUACAUCAAUGGUGGAGAGUUGUUCUACCAUCUCCAGAGGGAACGUUGCUUCCUGGAGCCGAGAGCCCGAUUUUACGCUGCUGAAAUUGCCAGUGCACUGGGCUACCUGCACUCCCUGAACAUUGUUUAUCGUGACUUGAAGCCGGAGAAUAUCCUGCUCGAUUCGCAGGGGCACAUUGUCUUGACUGACUUUGGACUCUGCAAAGAAAACAUUGAGCACAAUGGCACGACCUCCACCUUCUGCGGCACACCAGAGUAUCUUGCUCCUGAAGUUCUUCAUAAGCAGCCCUAUGACCGUACCGUGGACUGGUGGUGCCUUGGAGCAGUCCUGUAUGAGAUGCUUUAUGGCCUGCCACCCUUCUACAGCAGGAACACGGCAGAAAUGUACGACAACAUCUUGAACAAACCCUUGCAGCUGAAGCCAAAUAUUACCAACUCAGCUAGACAUCUCCUGGAAGGCCUCUUGCAGAAGGACAGGACAAAGAGGCUUGGUGCCAAGGAGGACUUUAUGGAGAUUAAGAAUCACAUCUUCUUCUCCCCAAUUAACUGGGAUGAUCUCAUUAAUAAGAAGAUUACACCCCCUUUUAACCCAAAUGUGAGUGGCCCCAGUGACCUGCGACACUUCGAUCCAGAGUUUACAGAUGAGCCAGUCCCCAACUCCAUCGGCCAGUCCCCAGACAGCAUCCUCAUCACCGCCAGCGUCAAAGAAGCCGCUGAGGCUUUUUUGGGCUUCUCAUAUGCCCCACCCGUGGACUCUUUCUUGUGAACAUUUUUCUUUCUUAUGUUUUUAAUAAUAAUAACUGUUAUUUUUAUUUUUGUUUGGCCUUCUGGUGGAACUGCCAGUUGACCAGUCAUCUUGAAAGAGAAUUUGCACAUUUCCACCAUGGCAGCUUUGCAGCCUUAAUUUCAACUACCCUGUUUGUUGGAAGCUUUUUUGAAGAGCACAUCACUCUCUAAAUGAGCUUUACAGGCUUUUCAUUUCCAUUCGUUCUUCCCCCAAAGUGGUGCUGUCUCCUUGGGAAAGAAAAACAAGAGUGACUGCUGCCAUAGACUGCUAUGGCAGAUCGUAGGAGUAAGAACAAGAUGUUUUGAAAACGUGCUCUGAAAAGCCUUGCCUGAAGAUCUUUCUGAACGUGAUAAGGAUUUUAUGAAAUGUGCCUUUUUCUGAUGAGAUCUUGUGAGCUCCAAAGCUUUCCCUGUUGCAGAGUGUGUUUCUCAGUUCAUUUAUGUGGGUUUACUAUGUGAACAAAUGGUAUGCGUGUGGUCUGCGUACUACAGAUGGACUUAGUUUAAAGCAUCAAUGUGACACUUGCAGGAUACCACAAUGUGGGGCAUUGUUUGUUUCUUCCAUAUUUGGAAGAUAAAUUAAGUGUAAUUUUGAAAUUUCUUUUGUAGAUCUAUACAGUCAACUAAAAUUAUUGAAAUGGGCUCACAAUUACUUGUAUCCAAAUGCUUGAAGAAAGCAUUGCUGCUAUGAAAAAAGAUUUCUAUUUUUAGAAUGGGUUUUUAUGGACCAAAAUGCCCCAGCUGCAGUUGGUCAAAGCUGUUGGUUUCUUUUUUUCUUUUUUUUUUUUCUUUUUUAGUUUAAAAGAUGUCAUCUGUAAAAUGGGCAUUAUUUAUGGUUUUGGGGGUUUUUCAUUCCUGAUUGUAUGUACUGUAAAAAAGAUCUGUACAUUCAGUUGUAACUCUAGAUGUAUAUUUAAACUUACAGACUUAAUUGUAAUGUAUACCAUUGUUGUAAUGUAAUAUAAUUAACAUGGUUAUACGUAUCAUAUUUUUUUUUGUGACCAAACCCAUUGGUUUGCAGUAAAAUCCUGAAAAAUA
Messenger RNA from Pelecanus crispus (Dalmatian pelican), 2429 nucleotides. RefSeq names its product serum/glucocorticoid regulated kinase 1 (gene SGK1). Gene Ontology annotation, molecular function: protein serine/threonine kinase activity; ATP binding. The record is from RefSeq and is a predicted model, not a curated record. NCBI's taxonomy places the organism in Eukaryota, Metazoa, Chordata, Aves, Pelecaniformes, Pelecanidae. Gene Ontology annotation, biological process: protein phosphorylation.